AUGUCAAGUCAGUCGCCUCAAGCUUCGCUUUCCCCCGCUGCUCUCCUGCUCGCCGAAAAGACAUCGACCACGCAAGCAGCCACCCCUGCUGCUGCCGACAAGACUACUAGUCCGGUACUGCGCUCCCCUGAGGCUGCCACAAACUAUUCGACCAAGACCGGCAUCCCCAUAGACAUUGGCUCUCUCGAGACAGCGUGCACACCAGAUGCUCAAACUCCUCAGUUCCUUGCUUGUGGAUCGUCUCCGCAGGCAGCGUUUUGUGAGCCGCCUAUGCAGAGACCUGCGAAUACGUCGCCGUACAAUCCAACCUUGCGCUGCUUGCGGGUCGACAGCGAUUCGCGAGAACAAAAAAGUAUCGUAAGCCGCCACCAGCCUACAGAAGAAGGGACGAGAAGCACUUCUUUUCGGUCUCCCUCCAAAAAACAGUGCGAAACAUGGGCAGGAACUGACACCCGAGGCGAAACCCCUCUAGCCGGACAAGAUGGCUUGGAUGUAAACAGGAAGAGAAGAGUAUCUCAGCCGCACGACAGUCAGCGGCGAAUGGAACGUGUUCACAACGGCGAAACGAGAGCAUUCCCCAAGGGCACGAAUACGGGGACUCAGAAACGACACGCGAGCCCGGUUUUCACUACGAAGUAUCGCCAAGAAACGGUCUCUGGAUCGGACAGAAAAGGAGGUCCAGCGUCUUUGGGUAUAAACGCUCCUCAUAUAAAGGUUCGUUCUUUUGUACCUUUCCAGUUUCACUCUCCACGCAGACUUGGUAGCCACUGUGAACAAAAAUGCAGCUGUGCAGAGAACAAGAAGGAAACAUCAUCAAGAGGGUAUCCUUUUGAGUCACAACGCUGGGACAACACAAGGAUUCUACCAUUGAAAGCGUUGAUUGGGAGUGGAGCCAUGGGUCAUGUCUACUUAGUGGAGAUAGAAGGUCAGCAAUAUGCUUUAAAGCUUGCGGUCCAGAGUGACCCGGCUGCAUGUAUGUAUCUUCGACACGGAUGGAGAAACCUUAUUCGACUUGAAACCAUGUACCUUGCUGAGGAGGCCGCGGCGGCACUGCCCACUGGAGUGGCGCGGGAGAAACCUGUUGAACACGAGACGUCAAUCAAAGGGGAAGUAGAUGCCGAUAUGUCAGACCCGACACGCUCGUGUCCGUUCUGCUGCGAUGGCUCCGCGACUCCUAGCUGCUCUACGUCAGGGCAGACAGAGAGUAAGAAGGGGGCCAACUCGACACGAUAUUUCUGCAAGCCUCUGGCAUUCUUGGAAGGAGAUUGGAUUCGAUUCCAGGGAGAGAGAGACACAGGCUGUAGCCAGCUGGCUUCUAGUCGGGACGCGAGAAUUUCUGGGAGGUCAACGACACCCAACUCGAGGGCUUCUCCGACUCCCCGAGUGACUCCCAUAUGUGCGUACAUAAUGGAGUACAUCCCGAAUGCGUGUCAACUGACGGCCUUUAUCUGGAAUUUCCACCGAACCUCAGACUUAAGUCAACUUCUGAGGUCUGGUGCCUAUCCCCAGGGUAUUCUGGCGGCCAAGCGUCUGGUCGAUUUAAGCAUCCGUGUGGCAACGGCCCACAAGGUUAUUGCCUGCAAAGCUGGUAUGAUUUCUUUUGAUUUCAAUCCGAAGAAUAUUCUCGUGAAUGUGGAGUUGCCAGCAUAUAUGAGUGACAGGUUGGGUGCCACAGGCCAACCACCAGUGCUCUCUGCAGCGGAAAUAACACGGAUGGUCCUCUGCAAUCCUUCUGCUAAAUUCCGAGUCGUGGCAAUUGACCUCGAUUGCUCGCUACGCGCCCCGUUCUCGUCUGUGAACGAGGAUAGCUUACUGCUCGACUGGAGCUGUGGACGCAGAGUAGUGUAUUCAUGCCCACAUGUCUCGUCCAUCACGGCUGCAUAUAUCUUGGCGGUGCUGGCGAAGAACAAAGGUGAAGGCCAGUUCGCAAGAAGUGGAUUGAAAGAAAGCGUAGCACACGGCGCCAUUUGCCGCCGCGUCGACGAUAAGAGAAACUUCCUUCACUACAUGUGGUCCGAGAAAAACGUCGUCGCCACAAACAAUCUUCCAUGCACGGGGGUCGCUAAUAGAACGGCAGCAGAAAAUUGCAAGGGUGGGGGACGAGGAGAUACCCCCGCUCUUCCCUUCAAGCCGGCGCAUGAGAAGGAGGAUAAGCCGCUUUCCGCUCGAGAGGGAAGGGUCCAUAGUGAAGAAGAACCACCGCCUCAGCACCACACAAAUGAAUCGUUUUUUUCCAGAUUUUACCUGCCCUGUUUUAUAUACCCACGAGACCGACUGCCCCGAGACGUAUCACAGAAAGAGUAUAAGAAAUAUGGGGUGAGACUAGUUGGUAAUCACGUCAACUUGCAAUUGCUCGCUUUUAUCCUUUGCGAACUGUUGGAUUUCAAAAGUUUGCACGUCGUCGUCCUCCAAAAAUUUACUACAGAACUUCGCUUGCUCCAGUUGCCGACCGAUAUUUGCCGCAUGUUCUCCGAGCAGGACCAGAUUAUCAGUUGUUUGUGCUUUUCUGUUCUCACUAAGAUGAAAAGCGCUACCAUAGAAACCAGUGGCCUGCAGGCUGGUGACUGCCGUGUGAUAAAAGCUGUCGCUUUGCCAGAUCAAUUGAAUAACAAUGUCUCCAGUCAACCGAACAAUCGAGCGCCGACUCGAUGUAUGAAUCAUGUUCGAAACCCCAUCGCAGAGGACACUCUCCCAGCAUUAUCUCAUGCCGUCACUCAUUCCACACGAACUGCCAACAGCGCCACCUGCUUUUCUCCUGCCGUCGUUCGGCCUAAGAAUCGACGGUUCCUUCGCACGGCGGGCGCCCAUCCUCUUAUUAUAAACAAGACGGGGCACGGCAUUUCACAGCCUUUCGUCUCUGCCGACAGAACUUCUUUUGCCUUCUUCAGAAAGGAGCAGAUUGUGGCUUCCUCUCCGACUCCACCCGGACACAGUAAAAAAGACGCGACUCCAGGGACGGGUCUAAAUUUCCGGGGAACUUCGGCACCCGAUUCCUUCGUGGUCACUGCAGGAUUACAGAGAAUUCAAAGCGUUCAUCAAAACGCAGAGCCACCCCCAUCGAUGUCUAGCGAGGAGUCAGUGGUCGCGGGCAACAGUGGACGACAAGCCGUGACAGAAACGUACGAGGACGACGGGAAAUUUAAAGAAAACGCUCGACCUCUAAGGAACUCGUCAAUGGCACACGAGAGGCCAGGAGGGGCAGAGGAGCUGAGGAGACCCUUGUUCACUGCUGAGGAAGUUUCCAAAAUGUCGGUUUGGGAGAAAGUCGAGGCUCUGCCCGCUCUGAGUCCACAGGAUUUCCUUCCGUCCGUUGAUAUUUUCGGAAGGAGGUGUCGAGAAGAAAUGUCUUCUCUUAACUCACUGUUGCUGGAGUUUCUAGAUCCUCACCCGUUUUACGUCCUGCGCAAUUACAAGUCGCCUGAACAUGCUUUCGACAGCCUUGUCCAGUCGCUGCACCGUUUGAGCCAACGGAUCAGCUCCUAA
This is a messenger RNA of Neospora caninum, 3483 nucleotides long. RefSeq lists its product as hypothetical. The record is from RefSeq and is a predicted model, not a curated record. Lineage: Eukaryota; Apicomplexa; Conoidasida; Eucoccidiorida; Sarcocystidae. The transcript has a single exon. The coding region runs from base 1 to 3483 and encodes 1160 amino acids.